Messenger RNA from Ruditapes philippinarum (Manila clam), 3480 nucleotides. Its product is annotated as histone-lysine N-methyltransferase, H3 lysine-79 specific-like. Gene Ontology annotation, biological process: DNA repair; DNA damage checkpoint signaling; regulation of transcription regulatory region DNA binding. NCBI's taxonomy places the organism in Eukaryota, Metazoa, Mollusca, Bivalvia, Venerida, Veneridae. The record is from RefSeq and is a predicted model, not a curated record. Gene Ontology annotation, molecular function: histone H3K79 methyltransferase activity. Gene Ontology annotation, cellular component: nucleus.
GGCACGUGACGAAGCGGCUUUCCCCGAUAUGCGUGGGCAUCGAGGGUCGGCCUGGAAUGUAGGUCAGAAGUAGUCGUGAAUUAAAAUGGGAAAUCCUGAACGAUCGCAUCAGAAUUGACGAAAUCAACAAGUACAGACCGAAAGUAUACACUAUGGCGCAAGAAUUAAAGUUACAUAGCCCUGUCGGGUCGGAACCAGUUGUCUACACGUGGCCGAUACCUUCGUCGGAUGAUAAAGAUGGGGCCCAAGAAAUUAUUGAUACCAUUAAAUUGGUGAGUGCAGAGAUACCAGAGUUGGAACAAGCUUUGAAUAGAAACAUUCUGAAAAACUAUGACACAACCAGUUAUGAAAGUAUGAAAAGUUUAUGUGAGAAGUACAACAGAGCAAUAGACAGUGUCUUACAAUUGUGGAAAGGGACGUCCAAACCAAACAGUUUAAUCAACACGAAGGCAUCAACUCCAUUGUUAAAACAUAUACUCCAGCAAUGCUAUGAUCAUGCUGUCCAGGAUCCAGACAAACUUAACCAGUAUGAACCAUUUUCUCCUGAGGUUUAUGGGGAGACAUCAUUUGAUCUUGUAGAUCAGAUGGUGAAGUCUAUUAACUUUACAGAAGAUGACUACUUUAUUGAUCUCGGAAGUGGUGUGGGUCAGGUUGUCCUCCAGGUGGCAGCUGCUACACCAUGUAAAUUAUGUUAUGGUAUCGAGAAAGCUGAGUGGCCUGCAGCAUAUGCUGAUGGUAUGAUAGAACAAUAUAAACGUUGGAUGAAAUGGUAUGGCAAGAAGUACUGCAAAUUUUUGUUAGAAAAAGGAGAUUUUCUGUCGGAAGAUACUAAAGAUAGAAUUAAUAGUGCUACUGUGAUAUUUGUGAACAACUUUGCUUUUGGGCCCCAAGUUGAUCACCAGCUAAAACUCAGGUUUGCAAACAUGAAGGAAGGUGCAAAGAUUGUGUCAUCAAAAGCAUUCUGUCCUCUCAACUUCAGAAUCACAGAUCGUAAUCUAAGUGAUAUUGGAGCUAUAAUGCAGGUUACGGAGUUGUCACCCCUGAGAGGCGCGGUAUCCUGGACGUGUAAUCCUGUUACAUAUUUUCUUCAUGUAGUUGAUAGGACGAUGCUAGAGAAAUACUUUCAAAGAAUAAGAAAUCCCUCUAAAAAGAUUGAAGAAGAACCAACUAAACCAUUGAGGAAAGAUAGGAGAGGCAGACUUGUUCCUUCAUUAACAUCAUCACUCAAAAAUAACUCUCAGGAACAAAAAACUGGCGACAAGAAAUCAGACAGCUCAUAUAAGGCAGCUAAACUUCUAGACUUUGACUCGACAAGCAACGCGAGUUCUGAAAUGACGGGUAAUGAGGAGUAUCAGGUAUAUGGCCCUACGACACGGCACAAGUGGUCCCAGUGGAUCUCUAGACCUCCACCCGUUCAGUCUGCAUCUUCUGUAUCCGACACAGAAAAUGUGAGUGAGGCUAACGAGGAGAUGUUGUCGGAGGAAGAGGAAGAAAGAGAAGUUAGACGGACGAGACAGAAAUCUAUAAAACCAUUAGCUGGAAGGAAAGCUCAUUUAGUAGCCAAACAAAAGAUACAGGCUGCUAUAACUGACAUAAGUAAUGGACCAUUAAAAGAAAAUAAUGAAAAGAAAAUGGUACAUAGAAGAAAGCAGCGUAAAGUGUUGUCUGCACUAAAGGCUCGAGCUUUAGCUAAAAACAAGAGUAAAGAGAAGGUGCUAGCCUUAGAUAGUUUAAACCUGUUACAUAGUCAUACCUUACUGUCUACAUCCACUGCAGCUGAUGAUAAAAUGAAGAAGAGUUACAAUGAACCAAGCAUGACAGCUAUGUCUAACUCGUACUUUAAACCAUCGGUCCAGGCUCAAUCUGUGUCCGCAUUAGAAAUGGCACCAGUUGUGCAACAGCUCAUGGAUGUAUUUAGACAAGAAUACAUGCAGUUCUUGGUGUAUAUGCAGACACCAGAAUAUAAGGAAUCUGUAACAGAACAGAUUGAGAAAGAAAAGUUACGCAAGCUUGAUUUGAACUCAGAAGUUAUCCGGUUAGAGAAACAGAUAGAACAUUUACAAAAAGACAGUACGAAACAGUUAAAGACAAGAUUGAAAGAGCUACAGAUAGACGCAUGUACUCCGUCAGAGUUUAUAGAACAAGCUAGAGGUAUACUUACUCAACAGAAUGAGCUGGAAACCAUGGGUCAAAGUCUACAGUUACAGAUUGCACAACUAGAAACAGAAAAUCAAGCUCUGCUUGCGGCUCAAAAUCAAGCUGUGGUGGAUCACAGUGUAACUUCAGGGAAGUCUAAUGGCAAAAAGAAUGGCCUAGUGCAGCUGUCACAUGCUCAGGGUUAUUUAGCUAAUCAGUUUUCUGAAUCGCUCUGUAGGAAAAAACAGCUUCUUACCCAAGCACAGGAGCUUGAAACUCAGGUCAAACAGCUACAAAGUAGCAUAGAAGUUAGUGAAAAUAUAGUAAAUCAAUUGCCUCAGGGACCUGCUAAAAGGACAGAUAGGAAAAGGAAAAUUGAGUCAGAGUUAGAGAAUUUACAUCCAAACAUGGCAACAAUUCUGCCGUCUGCUUCAUCCUCACCUCUGACUGUGGGCAAAUCCAAUAGAAAAACAAAGGAAAGGAAAAGCAGGAGUUCUAAUCGUGGGAAAGUUAACAUAUCAUCAAAAGUACUGCCAGAUUUAGACUCUUCCAGUGUAGCUAAUUCUAAUUUAUCAAUACGAAGACUUCUAGAAAAUACUCGAACUGACCAAUCAGGAAAAAGUGCUGCUGAUACAAUACCCAAGUUGAAUGGUUUUAUAGAGCCUAGCCAAACAGAAAAUGAUCUCAAUAAAUUAAGACCUAGUUUACCUAUCAGCAUUCCACUUGAUUGUCUUCCAGAUAAUAAUGUGAAAAAGGCUAUGGAAAAUGUUAUUAUAGCAGGUUUAGAAAAUAGCCCAUAUAGUGUAAUUGAAAAUGGGGAUAUUGUAAGCAACCUUAAUAGUAUGAGCAAAACCAGUGCUAAUGAAGUUCCAUUAAGUUUGAAGAGUGAUUUAAUCCAGUCAAGUAAGUCAUCUGCAUGGACGUCUGCUAAUUUUGUGUCCAAUUCUCAAACUGGAAAUACAGUUUCAUCUCCUAAAACCAAUUUUGCAAUUGAUAAAAUGGUUAUUCCUAAAAAAAGAGGGCACAUUUUAAAUGGAACAAACAUCAAUGCAAAUGAACUACUAAAACAAACUCUAGUUCAUAGAAUUGAGAACACUAAAAAUCUGAAAAGAAAAGGUCAACAGGAAAUGGACUCUGUAUCUAAAAGACUAAUGAUAAAAAGUGAGCUACUUGGCAUACAGCAGGUAGGGCAGGUUCAAGGUCAUGUGAUCAAUCAAACUUCUGGAUCUCCGGAAUCACGGACAUCAACAGCUAUGUUGAUAUCUACAGCCAAUCAGCCCAUAGCUAUCAGUGCUAUACCAUCACCUGAUCUCCAUGGCAAAAAUCUUAUUUUACAGUCAAAUG